Molecule: messenger RNA, 397 nt
Organism: Hemibagrus wyckioides
Lineage: Eukaryota; Metazoa; Chordata; Actinopteri; Siluriformes; Bagridae
Product: protein S100-A1-like
Exons: 3
Coding region: 20-397 (125 amino acids)
Molecular function (GO): calcium ion binding
Source: RefSeq, a predicted model, not a curated record
UCUGAGCCGCUGCCAUUUAAUGCAUGAGAUGCUAGAAAGAGGAGACAGUGAAUCUCCUCAGGUGUCAACUGCAGCCUUCCCUUUCUCGAUCGUCAUUGUAGAAAACAUGGCAUCUCAGUUGGAAAAUGCAAUGGAGACCCUUAUUAAAGUGUUCCACACAUAUUCGUCCAAGGAAGGGGACAAGUACAAACUGAGUAAAGCUGAGCUGAAGAGUCUUCUACAAGGAGAACUAAGUGUUUUCUUAGCUGCAAGCAAAGAUCCACUGGUUGUGGAGAAGAUAAUAAAUGAUCUUGAUCAGAACCGAGAUGGAGAAGUGGACUUCCACGAAUUUGUAAUUCUGGUGGCAGCACUUACUGUGGCAUGUAAUGAUUUCUUUGUUGAGUGUAUGAAAAACUGA